Colias croceus (clouded yellow) is the source of this 966-nucleotide messenger RNA. It is a transcript of the gene Dph5, whose product is annotated as diphthine methyl ester synthase. Gene Ontology annotation, biological process: protein histidyl modification to diphthamide. Bases 154 to 966 code for a protein of 270 amino acids. Gene Ontology annotation, molecular function: diphthine synthase activity. NCBI's taxonomy places the organism in Eukaryota, Metazoa, Arthropoda, Insecta, Lepidoptera, Pieridae. The record is from RefSeq and is a predicted model, not a curated record. The transcript is spliced from 5 exons.
GUACCUUUUUAUGCCUACAAUGCAUUGCUUUGAUUUGAGGUUAUAUUAAUAUAUUUAUUUAUAUAAUUUCCUAAACAUAUUUAUACUUUGUAGGAGUCUCAAACGUAAUCUGUUUUCUUACUCAACGAUUAAAUACUAGAGGAAACAUUAAUAAUGUUUUAUUUGGUUGGUUUAGGCUUAGGUGAUGCUAAAGACAUUACAGUAAAAGGUCUAGAGAUAGUGAAAAAAUGUGAUAAAGUUCUUUUAGAAGGUUACACAUCUAUAUUAACAGUCGGACAUAAAGUAUUGGAGGAGUUUUAUGGAAGACCCAUAAUAAUUGCUGAUCGAGAAUUAUGUGAAGGUAAUAUAGAUGAUUUCUUGAAAGAAGCAAAAGAAAGUGAUAUUGCUCUCCUUGUGGUGGGAGAUCCGUUGGGAGCAACUACUCACACAGAUAUGUUGCUUCGUGCUAAACAGUUUAAUGUAGAAACCCAGAUAAUUCACAAUGCUUCUAUAAUGAAUGCUGUCAGUUGCUGUGGGUUACAGUUAUACAAUUUUGGUGAAACCAUUUCAAUACCUUAUUGGACAGAAACAUGGAAACCAGACAGCUUUUAUGAAAAGAUUGUUGGAAAUUUUUCAAGAAACCUGCAUACCCUUUGUCUUUUAGAUAUAAAAGUGAAAGAACCUACUGAGGAGUCAUUAACAAAAAAGGUUCGGCAGUAUAUGGAUCCUAAAUUUAUGUCUGUCAAAGAAGCUGCAACACAAUUAAUACAGAUAAUAGAAAAUAAUCAAAACUCAGGUAUAACUAAAGAUAGUUUAGCUGUUGGCUUAUCGAGAGUGGGAGCUCCAGAUCAAAGAAUAGCAGCAAUGAGUUUGGAAGAAAUGCAAAAUUAUGAACUAGGGCCACCUUUACACAGCUUGGUGAUUCCAGCUCCGAACCUUCACCCACUUGAACUAGAUUAUUUAGCUCAAUUCAGACAAUUUGUUUAA